GCAAAAUGUUUCAGAAAGUAAUUUCACAAUACUAGGGGGUGAGCACUGCAGAUGCUUACCACAAUCCUGAAACUGCAGCGUAAGAAUAACAGCCUGGCUUUGUAACAGGCCCCCUUGACAGAAGCACUGGGUUUUUCGUCCACAGUGGGCAGCAUGCUGGCAAGCUUGUAUGGCUGUUGGUGGCUGGCUUUUUAGCUGCACUGGCUGAGCAGUUGGGGUUCAUAAAGAACAACUAAGACAACUUAAACGUACUGCUUUUUAACCGAGGGUGCAAUAAUACAGAGAUAUGUAGCAUUUUAAGCUUAAAAUGUCAAUCCUUGAUGCCUAAAAUUAAGUACUUAAAUAGGUGGCCUUACUUUCAGAGGCGCUUGGCACCAGCGGUUCCCAGGGAGUUUUGCAGGGGGCUGGUGAGCAUUCAGGGCUACAAGAAUCAGGAAGCCCACUUAGAUACCAAAAUACAGGCCUAGGAGCCUAACAAAAAUAUUGGAUUUACUGUUCUAAAAUAUUUCCCUUUCUGAAUGUCCAAAAUAGUUUAAAAUAUGAGGACACUUAUAAAGCAAAACAUAUUUUUAAGUACUGCACCUGCUGUCUGGUUUUUAUUAAAGCCUUCCAAAGAAGGCAGAAGCUAGCUAAACCCUUAUAAUAUUUGAGACCUCUAGUCUAGAUGCUGUUUGCAGUAAAUAGAAUUCUCCGUUUCAAGGAGUUGCCUGAAGAAGGGAAGAUCUGUUAGGGCAACAAAAUAUUUUGUAAGGGCUUCAGACCUUGCUGCCCCUUCCCACCUCUCAGGGGGCUGCAGCUCCCCCAGCGCUGAGUAGAAAGUGGGGGAGCUGCCAUUUCAGUGCAAGGAAUUAAUUGCUUCAGGAAGUCCCCCACCUCCAUGUUCCCAACAUUCUGCAGGGGCAUUUGCUUCAACUCUCUAUGACUACGUGGCGAGGACAGGGUGCACAGUGGUGACGAAGAUGUGCUGGCCCCUGGCCUUGCUGCCCUCCAGGUGUCACUGUCAGCAAAAGCUGCCCUAGCCCUUCCCCAGCGGGUCUUGCUGGCCAGUGGGUCCCAGGCUGCUCCUCCAGCCCCUCUCCUGGGCACUCAUGCUGCCCCAGGAUUUAGCUCCCCAGGAGCCCUGGCACAGCUCUGGUGACUCCUGCAUGGGCCCCAGCCUGAGGAGUACCCAGAAAGGGCAGAGGAGCCAGGCUCUCCCCAUCUCCCUCCUCUUUUUCUUGCCAUUUUUGGUCUCAGUGAACUAGGUGCCAUGGCACAGCAUCUGCCCUCUUGCACAAGCCCCUUCCAGGGAAGUGGCAGCCUCCCACAGACCCCUUUUUCCCUGCAAGGAAGAGAUGAAACUUUGAUUGAAGAAGGUGCUGUAAGGAAGAUGCCUUUAUGAGAAAGAGAGCCCUCCUUGUUUCUCCAGGGAGCUGCAAUUACCCUCUGGAAGCAGGACAAGAUGCCAGUUUUGGAUCUCAGAUAAAACCUCUUUCCUCCAGACGAGUCAGUAGUGCUACCGCCCAUUUUGAUUUCUGUGUUGAACCACCUGUAUGGUCCAGUGUCCUUUGAAAACUGCCUGAGAAGGACAUCACUGAUGUGAAAGGAAGACAAGAUUCUACAUUUUGGCAUCUAGAAGUGCUCAUUGUUUCGACGGGGGCCAUUCUGCCAGCAGCCUGGACCACCCCAUCAACCCCCUCAGGAAGAUGAUGGACUCUCAUUCUCCUGGAGCAAGUGCUGCCUGCGUUUGCUGGUGAAGGGGUGACCAAGAAGAAAAUGGCCAAGGGAAGCACUGCUGCUGACCUGGGCCGAUCUUGCCCUUUUAACAAUGAGCAGCCAUCUGCAAUUACCCUGUUCAACCUGUGAUUGGUGGCAUCUAGGGGAGCAGUCACUACUUAAAAGAACCACAUGCAUCUGAUGUCAAGUUUCCCACCUACAGCAUGAGGGAAAAGCACUCUGUGGACUGAUGCAGAGGUCCUUCAUGCCAGUCCGUAGCUAUGAGCUCAGUCAGCUCUGACCCGAGGCCAUCUCUGUCUCCCAUGUUUCUUCCUCUUUGCCACCAGACAUCCUCUUUGAGCACCUCCCAUGCAUGCAUGAGGCAGAGUGUUGCAGAGAUACUGGUCGUUCCCUGUGUGCCAGUGCUGCUUUAGCUGAAAUAAGUCACGGGCAGGCUCUUGAGGAUUGCAGGGGCAUGGGACAGAGGCUCUUUCCCCUAGCUGACACCCAUUGCUAACAGUUUUCUUCAUAAUUUCCUAUCAGUCUUUCAGGAUGUGGCCAAUCUGUCCUGUUGACCUCAGUUGCUGGUCUCUUGCUUUGAUGAAGGAAGGGUAUAACAAAUAACUCUUGUUCCCCAAGUACCUGCUGAGUUUAUUUUAUACUGAGACAUGUUUCUGUCUCACCUUGGUCUGAAUCCUGCUUAUGGUGAGGAGAGGACUCAGCCGAAUCCUUCUGUGUUUAUCUUCUGCAAAAAUCAAAAUGGAUGGAAGGGUUUCAGAGCUAUCUGCACCCACAGCAUUGGAUGGAGUAUUAUUGAAGCUUACAUAGUAGAUUGAAACCUCACCUGUGUGCCAUAAAGUCUGCUUAGUCCAGCAAAGUCCCUUUGCUUUGAUGAUAAGUGCCUACAGUCACUCUGGAUGGAUGGAUACUUAGCCUGCAAGAAAAAGAAGUUUUGAGUGUAAAUGCUGUUGCUGCAUUUCACCACCCGUAGAGAAUGUGUGGUGGUUUAACCCCAGCCACGCAGCCGCCCGCUCACUCCCCCCUCAUCAAGAGGGAUGGGGAGGAGAAUCAGAAAGGAGUGUAAAACUGGAGGAUUCAGACAAGAACAAUUUAAUAGGUAAAGCAAAAGCCACGCAUGCAAGCAAAGCAAAACAAGGAAUUCCUUCACCACUCCCCACGGGCAGGCAGGUGUUCAGCCAUCCCCAGGACAGCAGGGCUCCAUCACGCAUAAUGGUUACUUGGGAAGACAAACGCCAUAAUGCCAAAUGUGUCCCGCCCUUCCUUCUUCUUCCCCUAGUCUAUAUACUUAGCAUGGCGUCCCAUGGUAUGGAAUACACCUGCCCUGGCUGUGUCCCCUCCCAAUGUCCCGUGCCCCUCCAGCCCCCUCACUGGCAGGGCCCAAGGAACCGAAAAGUCCUUGAUUCAGUAUAAACAUCACCCAACAACAACCAAAAACAUCAGUGUCCUAUCAACCUUGUUCUUAUACCAAAUCCAAAACAGCACUGCACCAGCUAUUAAGAAGAAAAUUAACUCUAUCCCAGCUGAAACUAGGACGGUAUGGCGCUUGAGCCUUUCCAGGGUUGUUGUGCAUUUUAAUUCUUUUUACAGCAGGAAAAUACUCCUAUGUUAGACAUGUUAAUCAUGAUUUCUUGAGGUAAUUAAAAUCUUCCUGAAGUUAGAGACAUUUCUUCUCAUGAAAAUGGAAAAAGUGAUUGAGAUAAAGCUGUCCUUGGAGACAGAUCUGAAAGGCAGCUCCUCUUCAUGACAUCUCCUCUCAUGCGGGGGCUGGAGGAGGCAAAGCAGAAUUUUUAAGACUAAUGUUGUAUUUCUGUGUCGAAUACACCAGCCCAUAGUGUUACGCUGCAGCAUUUCCCACCUUUGCACUGAUAGGUUACCCAAGUCACCUCUGUCCAUUCAGGGGAAAAGUUGGAUUUGAAGAUGUGCAUAAAAUAGAGAGUAAAGGUCUUCACAGCAGGAUAUACAUCUGUCUUAGACUUUCAUUUCACAUAUUUUUUCAUAGUGCAAGAUUAAUUAGACAGAAACAAAAAGAAACAUUAAAAUGCCUAUAGUUCACAUGUAUUACAUGUUUUAAAAUCCAUUAUUCUACAUACCGCAUUGAAGGAUAAAAAGAAAAUAUUGUUGUCAAUUAUAAAAUGCUAAAGAUAGCUCUAUACUUUUUAAAUGAACAAUGAUAAAAGCCUUGAAAAAUUCCCUUUGAUGUGAAUGGAGUCUUCAGCAUUUUGAAAUACAAUAAGAUGAAUUAAUUGCUACUCAUUAGGCAGCAAGUUGGGACAGCUUUGAAUGCGCAUUCUCUUCUUGGCAUUAGCUAUUGCCUGGCUGAAAUAGCCAGCUUUUGUAUUUACUCCUGUCUUCUCUAAUAAUAAGCAAAUUGGAGAUCAGGGCUAGAAACACUGAAGUGCUCUCUAUCUUUUGUCCAGAACAAUUGUAUAUUGUCAUGAUUUGUUUAUCUUUUUUGAGCUACAGCUAAUUAUUGCAAAGGUUAUUUGAAUCAAUGCAAGAUCUGAGCAGAAAUAACAUCUGCAAAAUUGCUUAUUAGGAAUCUAUUUUAUGUUAGUGUUACUGUAAUACCCAUUUUGUGAGCAAAUUGUUGUUUCUUCUCAUGUCUUUUUUUUUUCCCUUACAAGAAAAGUUUUGUAUUUUAAAUAUUGGUACGGGUUUUAAGUCUUCUUGAGUUAAUACUGUGUUCUGUUGUGCUUACUUUUCCUCAUACUGUCUUGAUUUUUUUCCCAGAGUCAUAGAUAACAUGGUAUUCAAAGCCCCAUUUAUCAUUCUACAUUCUAGGCUAACAGUUUUUAUUUUUUGCUGUAGAACUCGUUUGAACUGAUUGAUUGAAUUAUUCUUCUGUUUAUGUUGGAUUAAAAGAAAGUCAAGCACAUAUCCUUCUGUGCUUGUCAUGUAGAACUCUUGUUUCAUGUGGGGCUUUUAUGGAUAUUAAGAUUCAUAAUUGGAUGAUACUGGGGAAUUGUUAUUAUCUAAUUUAACUAUGUAUUUUGCAUUCCAAAAAUAAUGGGUGAAAAGUAAACCUCAAGGGCCUGAUUCAUUAAAAGUUACGUAGUCUCCUUGGAUUAGAUUCUUAGCACUUACACCUUCCAAAACCAAAGUGUUAGCAACUGCAGCCAGAAGCAGUCAGCUAAAACAGGAGGCAGAUCCUGAUCUCCAUUACAGUGACGAUAUUUUAGGGGUUUAGUGGAACUAGACCAGAUUUUCACUGUACUGUAAAUUCACGUUGGUAACAGUCGCUACUAAUUACGUACCACAGCAGAGAGGACUUUUAUAUGGGGAGGGGAAGGCAGCGAUCUAAGAGUGCAGUCUGUUACUUAGUACAGUGUCAUUCCUGGGCAACAGCAGUCCCAUCAGAGCUCAUAAAUUAAGUAGGGUCAAGCCAGGUCAGGGCCAGCUGGGACUAUCCAAGGAAUACCUUAAGCUCUGGCAGGAUUUAAUGAUUCGGUAGGAGAUACUGUCCCUCCAAGCCUCUGCUGAACCUCAGCAUGGGACUCUGCAGCACGCUGGCCCAAACUUUUAUUUUACAUACGUCAGUGUAAACCUCAUUGACCCGAAAGGAUUUAUUCCGGCUUUACACAGCAGCACAAGUGAGAGCAAAAGCAAAGCCCUUCUGUCUCAGACAAGAUAGGAAAUCAAAGUCUUAACUAUUUGAGGUCAUUAAAAAUCCCACAAUGUUCCUGUUUAGAGUAGGGGUGUUAACCCAUUUGUCCUGGCCAAAUUCCAACCUGGGUGAUUACCGUAAUCUGCCUGUUUAAAUUACCCCUGCCGUUUUAAUUGGAUAUAUUACUUCUCUUGCUGCCUAAACUGUGAUGUAAUACUAUUGUGUGUUAUUAAUCAGUUACCAAGUUUCAUCCCAGAAGCAACCACAGUGCAAUGAUAGGAAGAAAGAGUUAUUCCCUCCUUGUUACGAGUGCUCUCCAUUACGGCAUAAACCCCCCCUAACAUAUACUUGUUUGUUUAAGUGGCAGACAAGCUAAUAUUUCAGUUUAAAUAAACAGCUUUAAAAUGUGGAUUUCCUAUUUGUUUUUGAAGAUUAUGAAGUGUGCCUGAUUAUACAAGCAUAGGCCACCACAUUGCAGCUCUCCAAAACAUUCCUGGAGCUGAAGGUACCCUUUUGCCAAUGGAAGUCAGAUUCACUUAUGUAUUUUUAUUUGACUUUGGGUUUGAUUUCUUUGAUGUUUGAAUGUGAAGUAACAGUUACUUUGAGAAAAACUGAUCCUCCAACUAUGCAGGGGUUCCUAAGCCUACAAAAGGUGAAACUUCCCAUUGAUGUGUGUUGGCUUGAGUCUGCUGAUUUCCAGUGGAGCUGACAGAUCUGUCACCAUUGGGAAACUUUGUAGGAGUCAUUGAAACUCCUCAAGACUAGCCCUGUUGCAAGGGCUGUAUUUCUGGCUGUCAUGCUAAACAUUUUUGCUUUCUCUCCAUCCUCCUGAAAAUAUAAUCGGUCAAAGAGGAUGAGAUGAAUUGCCACCACAAAAUGCGGAACAUUCUAGGGUGAAAAGCAGCAACUGACAAGAAGGAGGGCACAUCUUUUGUUUCACAAUGUGAGAAGAGAUGUUUUCUCCCUCCAAAAAUUACUGUUGCUGUUCCUAAUAUUCAGGAUCAUCAGGCUCACUGCUAAUGGCAGCUAAGAGCUCCACAGGACAGUCUAAGUGUCCUUCCUUUUGUGAACAGAAGGUCUUAAAUGAAGUGUAAAUCUUUGAAAAUUUUUCUUGGUUCAUCUAUUAUGGUGGGAUUUACCUGCCCUAGCUGGUGCCAUGUAGAAGCUGGGUGUCCAGGCUCCUUCCUCUUCUAGUCCUUGGACAGCAAUAAUUACAGAAAGUAAUGCACUCCUGAUGGUUUCAAUGCCUGGUGAGGAUGAAAUACAUUGUCCCCUGUAGGUGCUUACUGCACUGACAAUAGCAGGGGGUUAGCCAGCUGCCUUAGACUGGAGACUUCAGGUGGCUGAAGUGAGGCAUGGUGAACUAUGGCACAGAUAAAUAAUUUACCCUGGGCUCAGGCAACUCCCAGCUAUGGACUUGUAUAUCUCUAACAAAGCUUUUGCUUUUAAAUUCUACUUCAGUUCAGUUCCUCCUAAUGGUAAGGGCAUUAUAGCAGCAGAACAGUAUGAGUUUGGGAACUUGGCAGGAGCACAGGCACCGGCUGCACCUUCCCGUGGUGGCACAGCGUAGCUGCCUGCAGCUGUGAGGCGUUGCAGGAGAGGAGGCUGUAGUGCCACAGCAGUUCUGGGGAAUAGCAAGAUAGUCACGAAAGCAGUGCUUGUGUAGUUUGGAGGUUAGUAGGACCCAGACACGUUUCUCAAAUCAUGCAUUUCACACACAGGGGGGUAUCAAUCCCCUGUACAUUCGGUUUUGUUACGAUUCAGCAGACCGCGGGUAAGACACACGGUUUGGCAUUUCCAAGCCCGCUCACCUAACAAAAAAAGGGGCGAAGAACAGAAAAGUUCGGUGGGUCUAACAUCUCCAUAUUGCUUAAGGACAUUUCCUCGUUUUCAUGGUAAGAGCGAGUGUCCUUACUGUGCAGCAGGUCAGCUUUCUGGAGAACUGCGUGAAUCAUGGGGCACUGCCACCUCUUUAACACCCACCAAAGCGUUUUUUAGCCCCGUGGUCUGCAGAUAUCCAAAGGCUGCCAGUAAAACAUGCCAUGAGCAAACCUGCUGUGCGCACCCUCCUACCCCUGGGGCAGGCAGAGGUGAGUGAGAGGUGACAUCCAGCUCUUACCCGGUGAAUUGGUUGUGGUUCUAUGGGAAAGCUACAAGUCGGAGAAACGGCCGAGGUUUGUUCACACACCGAUGGGUGCCGUGUCCUCCCACCCACUGCACAGAAGCUGCUCUGUGGGUGCACGGUCAGCAGUCCCCGACGCUCGGGCCGCUCAGAAAGCAGUGUCCACCAUUGCGCUUCAGGCUGGCACCCUGCGAGGUGCGGAGCAGGGAUGCUGCUGGAGCAGCUACUCCCCUGCUCCACCUGCUGCCCUCCCGGGCUGCAUCCCGCAGGGGCUCCUCGCGUGGCUCAGGGAAACAAGCUCAGAGACAAUCCCCUUCAUUCAGUAUCUGCAGCUUUCACUCAGGGAGGUGAGGGUUAUCCCUCUAUCCCUCCCCUGUGUUUUGUUGUUAGCCUCCCCCCCCGCCCCCGCCUUCCUUUUAAUGAAUCAGUCCCUAGGUGAAAAUAAUGCAUUCGUUUAAAGCUGAUAUUAAUGCUGAGCAAACUGCUCUUCCUUUGUCUCUUACUAUUUUGUUCAUAUUUUGCUAAGAAUCUGCUAUUCUACACAAGUAUUUUAAUAAACUGUUUGUUGUUGUAUCCAGGUAACAAGCAUGGAUCAGACAGCAAAGGACAAAGCACUCCAGCACAUGGCAGCAAUGUCAUCAGCUCAGAUAGUCUCAGCUACUGCUAUUCACAACAAGCUGGGCCUGCCAGGAAUUCCCCGUCCUACAUUUCCUGGGGCACCUGGGUUUUGGCCGGGCAUGAUUCAAACGGGGCAGCCUGGAUCCUCACAAGACGUAAAGCCAUUUGUUCAGCAGGCCUAUCCCAUACAGCCAUCAGUCACAGCUCCCAUUUCAGGAUUUGAGCCUACGUCAGCUCCAGCUCCCUCAGUGCCUGCGUGGCAGGGCCGAUCGAUUGGUACGACCAAGCUCAGGCUGGUGGAGUUUUCAGCUUUCCUUGAACAGCAGAGGGAUCCCGAAUCAUACAAUAAACACCUCUUCGUACACAUUGGACACGCUAACCAUUCUUACAGUGACCCGUUGCUUGAAUCGGUGGACAUUCGUCAGAUUUAUGACAAAUUUCCUGAAAAGAAGGGCGGUCUAAAGGAACUGUUUGGGAAGGGGCCCCAAAAUGCUUUCUUCCUCGUAAAAUUCUGGGCUGACUUAAACUGCAACAUUCAAGAUGAUACAGGAGCAUUUUAUGGAGUCACUAGUCAGUACGAGAGCUCAGAAAACAUGACAAUCACCUGUUCCACCAAAGUCUGCUCAUUUGGAAAGCAAGUAGUAGAAAAAGUAGAGACUGAAUAUGCAAGGUUUGAGAACGGCCGAUUCGUGUACAGAAUAAAUCGCUCUCCAAUGUGUGAAUAUAUGAUCAACUUCAUACACAAGCUGAAGCAUUUACCAGAGAAAUACAUGAUGAACAGCGUGUUGGAAAAUUUUACAAUUUUAUUGGUUGUAACAAACAGGGAUACGCAAGAAACCCUGCUCUGCAUGGCUUGUGUAUUUGAAGUGUCGAACAGCGAACAUGGAGCACAGCAUCAUAUCUACAGGCUUGUAAAGGACUGAGCAGUUAUUUAUAUAUACACUUCAUUUCACUUCUUUAUCAAAACACAGACUGUAAACCUCAACACUAAGUGGCAGUGCCUCUGGCCCAACUUUCACCCACAUUUUUCUAAAUCCUGUUUUAGUGAAGUCAUUUUUAAUGUGUUCAUAUAUAAUUGUAGCUGUGAAAUUCUGGUACAGUUGUAAAAAUUAUUUCUAAAACUAAGUGUUCUUCAAAUUUGUAAACCACAGUUCUUUGGGAAGACUGUAUUUAAGAACCUAACGCCUCUGUCUGUGGAGGCCUAUUUUUAAUUCUGAUAGAAAAAUGUAUGACAGAGCAUUUGCCAUGGGGAAAAACUGACAGCAUUUAUAAGAAUUUAUUUUGGGUUUUUUUCCAACAUGAAAUACUUGUUUUACAAUGCAAGUGAAAUUGAAAUGAAUCUUUAGCUAUAACUGUAAAUGAGUACACAAAGUUAAUAAUCUUUAUAGAAUUAUCUUUGUAACUAAUUAGGGUGGAAGAUAUGGACGAAUGUAAUUCACUAAAUUAUUUUUUAAAAUGAAACGUUUUUCUGUUUGAAACCAAAUGAAAAAUAUAGCCUUAAGAAAUGCCUGAUAGAAACAGACAGGUCCUAAAAUUAGGCAAAUUUUGUAUUUUUUUCUCAACGCUAAAACUAAUCUUCUAAUCCAUUAAACUUUCAAACAGGUAUUGCAGAGAAAGAAAACAUCAUCCCUUAUCCCUAACAUAUCUAGUGUAUUUUAAAAGAGUAUAAAGUUGUAUUGUACUAAUAUGAAAAUUUGAUUAUUUAAUGAAAAAGAUGGCUCAUUUUGCAAUAAGUAGGUAAAUACUGAAGAUUUAGACUUGCAUUAUAUGUAGUCUUGUGUGUGCAGUUAUAUUUUAUAUGGACAACUAUGUUUUCUAGUAAGUUGAGCGAAAAACUUGCAACUCUGAAAUUAACAGAUGAAUGGAAACAACUGACAUUGCGACAGCAUCGAGUAAUUCGUAAACUGAAAGCAAAACACUAAUGUGGUUGAAAGAAGAACACGUACACACCUGAAAGGAUCAGCAGCUUUAAUAUCUAUGAGACGCUAGAAAAUCAGAACCACCAUCAGGCAAAGAAGAUUGGAAAGUGGAGAUAUUUUUUUUCUCCUUUUCCUCUUUAUCAUGGUGCUCUUACACCUCUCCCAGUUGUCUCUCCAGUUCUGACUGGCAAAGACCUUACACGAAACAGACACGUACGUACCACGUGGGGUCUGAUGUCGUUUUGCAUCUGGAUGUGGUAGUAUAUUCAUCCUUCUAAUAUAUUCAGGGACGACUCCAGGAAGUGAAGUACAGCUGGAGACAUUUUAAUGCCGUAAGGAUUCGAACCAUGGAUGUGGGUGUGAGCGACUGAGGUACGCACAUGUGAGAGAAAUAGUCUCAUUCCUCCUGGCUACACCAGAGAGUGUCGCUCAGUUUCUUUCCUUCUGCUGCACCCCAGCACUGCCCCUCAGUUGCCCGAGCAGCAGUUGUUUCAGCAAUUGCUGGGCCAGCAGCGGGUUCUCAUGCAAAACGCUUGUCUGAAAGGCUGAGGGCUGCCCGGCCAAGCACAAGCCACCUUAAGGAUCAGCCACGAGGUAUGAGCAGAGAGCGUUCUUGGGAAGGUCUUUGGCAGUCCUGAGUCAAAGUUAACAGUUAGCAGGUCCCUCCUCCCGGCCCUUGACCCGGAAGCGCCCAUGCACAAUUUAAGUCUAGAAUUUACUCCCAGGCACAGCGCUCUAGUCUUCAAAAAAGCCAGUCUUAUUUUUUUAUAUUCUGUAUCUGCGUAACACUUUGUUAGAAUUGCCCAUUGCGGAGUUAUCUAGAACAGAAUUCGCCUAGGUGAGGUAGCGGGUCGCUGUACACCUGCGUCAGACCGCGGUCACACUUAGCACUGGUGAGGACCCGGGUUAGGGGACAAUACCAACAUCACCCAGGUGAAGGGUGGCUGCUUAAACUCCUUAGUUUGCCUCUGAUCUAACCCUAGUAGGCGGAUAAUUGCUGUGAUGUCUAGCUGUUACCGGCUCGUGGAUGUUAGGGCUGAUGAUCUUUUGGUUUAUAUUCCGUUGAACUGAACUGAGAAAUAUGUCCAUGGUAAGGUCUCUUUUAACACUCAUUUUUAACACUAACAAUCACAUCAGGAAAAGCACUGCAUUGUAACAGCCUAAUGGUAGCCCUUUGUUCUAAGCACUUGGUGUUACAAGUCAAAAACUACUUUUUUUGUUCUAAAGUUGUCUUUUAUUUAGGGUUUGAAUUGUGGUUUUGGUGAUUUUUUUUUUUUUUUUUUUUUUAAAUAACAAGCAAACUCUUUGAGGCAUAUAAAGUAUGUAAGUCAAUUUGCAAGACCAGGUACAGGUUUUUUUAAUAGAAUCUGGCACACUACAUAUGCCAUAACUAUAGGGUAUAAAGUCACAAUGUUUAUUGGUGUUCACAUAUGUAAUAUUAGGGAAACUACUUCCAUCGUCUUUUCUUUACACUUCUGUAAAUGAAUCCAUACCCUGUAUAUGUUAAUUCUUAAAAGCCUUAAUCCUUCAACUGUUUGGUGUGGGGUGUGUAGUCCAACAGGCUGCCUGUAAACUGUGAGCUCUUUUGUAAGCUGGAAGUACUUAUCUUGUUACUGUUACUUUUUUGUAGGAACCUUUUAAUUGAGAGCUGCCAAAGCAUUACAAUAUGCAGUGCCUUAGCAUUACAUUAGAAGUACCUUUAGCCUCUUAACAUAAAUUUUAUAUAUUGUUUUAUUAAUUGGUUCCAUUUUUAAAAAUACCUGUAUUUUCUCCCACAGAACCCGUUUUUGACUGCUUGAUCUAAACCAACCUUCCGUACAAGUCAGUCCCACGAGUGCGCAGUUAAAUGCCUAUACCAAAAGGAAAGGUUACAGAUUCUUAGCUCUCCGUGAAAAGUGAAUUGUAUUACUAAAUGCUGCCUUUUUAAAUUUCAUGACCAAAUAAUUAAUUGUGACUCUUCUGCACUCUAGCAUGAAAGUGCCUUUGGUUUGAAAUUCCAGCUUAGAAAAGUGCUGCCAUAAUAAUGACAAUUUGUAGAGAGACCAAAAAUAUUUAGUUAUCACCGUAAUGCCUUUGGUUUAUUGGAAUAAGUUGAAUCUACAGGCCUCCAUUCACAAAAGAGCACCAUUUAUAGCAAAGUAAUUUUGCUAAUGAUCAACCUGCUGAAGAAUAAUCUACUGUUUUGCCAUUUCUGACAGCAUUGCAAACCAGCAACUGAUUAGUCUGUGAUACAAAAAUGAAAAUUAUUCACAUUUAUAUUCUCUUCAUCCAGUUGUGCAUCUGCAUAAUGAGAGAACCAUAUACUGCAGAAUUUCAGACAGUGGACAAAUGUGACUUUAUUGUUCUCCUCAAUAAUAUUUUGGUAUCUGCGAAGAUUUUUUAUUUAGACAGAAGAUUUUGUUUACAAAGUUGUGUGUGCUGAAAGUCAGAUGCCUAAAACAUGGGGAACAGAGAAUAGCUAGGGUAAAUGCAAUUGUGUGUUAUUAAGCAUUGAAAUGUUGAGUGUGAGGGUUGUGGAUGAAGGUGCUGUUAGAGAAACUCUGGCCAGCACGAUUCAAAACACAGGGUUGUUUUGUUUUGGUUUUCUCCCAGAUGAUUUCUUGGAAAAAAUAAAAAAAGCUCCUCUGAUACCUUCUGUGAACGGGGGCCAUACUGUACACGAUAACUAAAAUUGAUGGGAAGAGGAGCAAGAUUUUAAGAAAACAAUGUUAGAACAAAUAUCAGCAAAACCAAAAGCUGUCAGAGGGAUUAUAUAGUUGUGAAUACAAUUUUAACUUGAUUUUUAAAGUAUUUGAUGAAAACUAAGAUGAACUUUUUAUAUAUAGAAAUAUUGUGACACUGUGUGGUAAAUAUUGUGAUAAUUCAAGUUCCCCGUCUCUAAAAUAUUAUUUUUGUUAUUCCUUCGAGGUCUAAAUCUCACUUACCUCUCUAAGACAAGUAAUCCUGUUGAACUCAAUGAGACUGAGGUAGGGCAAAGACACUUUCGCCCCACAGGUAGAGCAUAUAUUUUCAGUUAUUACCAAACGUUUCAGCUGUACUAGUCAACAUUUGUGAUCAACUACACUUCUGUCUCAUUAAAAUAAGCAUAAUGGUACCAUCCGGGGCUGUUAAAAAUUACUGCUAACAAAUGUAGUUGUACUUACUUGAAUUCCAAAAUGAUUUUAUUUAGGUACUGCACCACUAUUUUGAAGGAAUUGCAGAUAACACGCCUGUUUCUCACUUUCCCUUUCUACCGCAGCUACAGCUUGUUAAGUUUGGCAGUAGCUUCUUCCGUUAAAACCUCCACGGUAUAGGCUAUUUGAAAUAAUGAAGGGUGUACAUUAAUGUUGAAUGUAAGUAACUGGCCAGUUCAAGGCAGAUAACAACAUCUGAUGUACUAAUCCAUAGCUAUUUAUUUUUCCACUGCAAGUCCUAGGGCACACUUGCUUUCCCAAGCAGUUGCCCUUACACUCUUCCUGGAUUACUCAAUCAGUCAUACUGAGAAACCUUUCGACUACCCUUUACUCGACCCGUACGGAUACACGUGCCCGCUCACACAGCGGAUGUGUAUAACAGGGUCUGGGUUUGUACUUUUCUCAGGAUGAUCUCUUUUUCCCCCUCUUAUCUUUCAUAACGAGAUCUUUAGCCCCCUAAAAAACACUGAGGCUGGAUAAGUCAAAGUACAAGAAAUACUUUGGACAUCUUCACCUUUUAACUUUUCAGGUCAUUCUUGCUGAGAUCAUGUAAUUAGUUUUAGUGUGUAAAUUAAAUCUUAAAUGCACUCAGUUGACUAAAAGGAGAUGGAUCCCUGUUACCUCCUUACAGAAUAUGUGUUUUUGUUUUCGUUUUGUUUUGUUUUAUGGGCCUCUGAUUCAGGCUCAUGACUGCAGACAAAAAAUACAAUAUGUGCCUGAAAAAAAAAAAAAAAAAAAAAAGACAAAAGAAUUUUAUAACAUUGAAAACCUGAAUAGCCUUUAAUUCUUCAGUACAUUUUAUGUAAAACAGGUUGGGUUUUUGUUUUGUUUUGGGGUUUUUUUGCCAUGUGCAUUUGUUCACAUUUGUAAAUGACUUAAUGGAAUUCUCACUUUAUGUUUAUUUGUGUAAUGUGUAUAAAAUGGGUUUGUGACUUAAGCAUAUUCAUAUAUGGUCAGUGGUUACUUUAAUAUUGUACUGCUGCUGGUAACUUUUGAUGUAGAACUUGCCUUUUGAUGAUAAAGUACCUCUAGGUUAGACAGUGAGGGAAGGCUCUUUGAAAAAAAGUGAAUGUUCUCCAAUGUUUUCUUAACAUAUUUGCAGAAGCUUUCAAAAGGAGUUUCAGUCAAACCUCUUGGCAGUACAGUAUUCUUGUAUUUGUUAUUGUCUGUGUGUAGGUACUGGUACCUUUUUUUGUUUAAAAUGUUUUAAGUGUUGGCUUUAAAGUGAAUUUAUCUUUAGUAUGAUAGUAAUAUGAAAAUUAUAGGUUUUGUGUGCAGAGAAUUUUUUUAUAAAGUGCUUUGUAAAAAAAAAAAAACGUAUUCUAGCUUUCGCGGUACAUAUGUGUGAUAACUUUAAUAUCCAUGACAGUUAAGUGCAAUUAUUUCAUCACUCUAAAAAUGCUAUUUUUGUGUCGGUUACUGCAGGUGUUUUCAUGUCUUUGCAAAGUGACACAUUUUGAUGCCUUCUUGAUAAAGUGGUAGAAUUUUUGUAGCUUUCUAGAAACUUUGUAUUCAUACAGUAUCGAUUGAAAAUAAAGAAAAUGAAAGUG
Molecule: messenger RNA, 14702 nt
Organism: Falco peregrinus (peregrine falcon)
Lineage: Eukaryota; Metazoa; Chordata; Aves; Falconiformes; Falconidae
Gene: TEAD1
Product: TEA domain transcription factor 1
Exons: 10
Coding region: 8030-8983 (317 amino acids)
Biological process (GO): embryonic organ development; hippo signaling; regulation of transcription by RNA polymerase II
Cellular component (GO): transcription regulator complex
Molecular function (GO): RNA polymerase II cis-regulatory region sequence-specific DNA binding; DNA-binding transcription factor activity, RNA polymerase II-specific
Source: RefSeq, a predicted model, not a curated record